This is a messenger RNA of Microplitis mediator, 1487 nucleotides long. RefSeq lists its product as uncharacterized. The record is from RefSeq and is a predicted model, not a curated record. The coding region runs from base 85 to 1365 and encodes 426 amino acids. The transcript has 7 exons. NCBI's taxonomy places the organism in Eukaryota, Metazoa, Arthropoda, Insecta, Hymenoptera, Braconidae.
UGUGUAUUGAAUGAGCACUUAGUGGGUUGCGAAACGCGAUACGAUUCGAUUGAACUUUAAGGCGAAUUGUAAUUUUUUUUUAAAAUGACAAAGGAUAUUUCUGUUCCAGACCAUGUCUGGGAUAUGAUUUUUAGGAAAAUAAAAAGUCCUUCUCUGCUGAUGAAACUCCGUGAAGUUAAUAAAUAUUUUAGCGAAAAAAUAAAUGGUAUUUUUGAAGACACGUGUAUGUGGAAAAAUCUUUGUACUCCGAGGAUCGAAAGUUGGAUUUAUAAUAUUUUGAAACUAAAAUAUCCUUACAGUAUUCAUCGAGGAACUGAUGUUUUGUCCCAUAAAAAUUUCAAAGAUCAUUACAUAAGUUUUCAAAAGUGGCGGCGAGUAUUAACUUUGGCGAAGCCAAAAAUAAAUGUCAAUUAUCAAAAAUUUUUUAGAGAAAAUGAGGAAAUAACUUGCAAUCAUGUCUUUGCUAAUUAUAUAAUUUUCGGAACUAAUCUCGGACGGGUACAUUAUGCUGAAAUUUCAAGACCAGAUUUACUUUUUAUGACAGCGAAAUUUAAAAAUCCCAUUAGAGAAAUUAAAUUUUGGUUUACUGAUAGUGAAAAUAUUAUCAUUGUUAUUGUGACAGAAAGGAAUGAGUUAAAAUUUUGGCAUUGGAGUAGAAACAUCGAAAUUUCAUCUUUAAUGUCUUAUACCGUUCAACACAUAGAUGUUGGUCUAGACAAUCGAUGUUUUGUUGUAAACAACCUUGUCAUCACGGAAUUUAAAUAUGAGAACAAUCGACUAUUUCCUAUGAGACAAUGUCGAAUUCCUUAUGAUAAUUUAGCUGAAUCAAGAUUUCUUUCAAUGUACAACCUGAGCGAUAAAUUCAUAGUCAUGGUAAAAAAUAGAGAAGUCAUUAAUGUAUAUGAGACAAAUUUUCCCAGCACAUAUUCAGAAAAUUUGAUUUUGGAAGAAUCAUAUACAAGUAACUAUAACAUGACUUUUGAUGAAAAUAAAUAUAUUGCAUCUUCUAUACCAACAAAAGAGUCUGGAUUUGUCAUGAACGAAGAAGAAAUACUAGUUACUGAUAAAUAUUCGGGACAAAAAUGGAUACAUUAUAAAUUAAACAAACGAAAUACCGAUGCGACGAAGGGUAAACUUGUAUACGGUUCUAUGUUUGCGAAUAUUUAUUUCCUUUGUUGGGAUCGAGGAUCGGUUGAUAAAGUUACUAUCAAGAAAACUAAAAAUAGAACCGGCUUCGUAAUGAAAAAGUUUAAAAAGUCACUGACGUUUAACGAACCAAUCAUCGCUAUUAAUUUUACAGAAUCAAAUAAUAAUUCGUAUGCCAUUUUUACUACUAAAAGAUCAUCAUAUUAUUUAACUAAAUAAUUAACGAAUACUUUUAAUAUAUAAUUUAAAUACUUUUGCUUACUGAUUUAUAUUUAAUCAAGUGUAUAAUCAUAUUUAUAAUUUAAAUAAAUAAUUUUUUAAAUUAAUAACGUGUUUAAUUA